CCUGGUGCUGCUUUAUAUGUCAGCAGCAGCCUCAUCAGAUCAUAACAUCUAGAUCAUCUAGAAGACGCCGUUUGAUUUAAAACACAAAAACAUGCAGAUUUUAGAUCUUUUACUCCAAUCUUACACUUCGAUUUCCCUGGUGGGAUUUCUGGCCGUCUUGGUCAUUUACUUCAUUUCUAACUUCAUCUUCAGUUCAGGGCAGCAUGCAGAGGAGCCACCAGGACCCAGACCACUUCCUAUUAUUGGGAAUUUGUUGCAGAUUGACCUGAAAAGACCCUAUAAAACAUUCGAGGAGUUCUCCAGGACAUAUGGACCUGUGUUCACCGUGUUCUUGGGAGGCCAAAAAGUUGUUGUCCUGGCAGGCUACAAGACGGUAAAAAAUGCACUUAUCAACCGUGAUGAAGAGUUUGGAGAAAGAUCCAUACCUCAUAUAUUCCAUGAAUUAAGCAAAGGACAUGGGGUUUUGUGGACAAACGGGGACACCUGGAGAGAAAUGCGACGUUUUGCCUUAACCAACAUGCGAGACUUUGGCAUGGGCAAGAAAGCGUGUGAAGACAAAAUUACUGAGGAGUGUCAGUAUCUUCUAGAAGUUUUAAAAAAAUUCAAAGGAAACGCUUUUGACACAACUAAACCAGUGAACUAUGCAGUGUCUAACAUCAUAUGCUCAAUGGUGUACGGCAGCAGGUUUGAAUAUGACGAUCCAAAAUUCACAACAAUGGUGGAUCAAACAAACAGAACCAUUCAACUCAUUGGAUCUUCCACCCUCCAGGCUUACAACAUGGUGCCGUGGCUCUUCAAGUGGGUUGGAAGCCGAAGGGUAGUCCAUGAGUAUUCAGAUGCCAUCAAGAAACAGAACAGAAGCAUUUUCCGUCAUUUGAAAGAGACCCUGAACCCUCAGAUGAGCCGAGGAUUUGUGGAUGCAUUUUUCGUCAAAAGGCAAACCCUAGAGGACUCUGGGAUCACUAACAGCUCCUUCAACGAUGAAAACCUUUUGAUUACAGUCCUCAAUCUGUUUGCUGCUGGUACUGAAACAACAUCAGCAACACUGAGGUUUUGUCUUCUGCUUAUGGCUAAGUACCCAAAAAUACAAGACCAGGUCCGGGAUGAGCUGAGAAGGGUCAUUGGCGAUCGUCCGAUUCAAGUUACAGACAGGAAGAAUCUGCCUUUUAUCGACGCUGUUAUUCACGAGACCCAGAGAGUGGCCAGCAUCCUCCCCACUGCUCUUCCUCAUAAAACCUCCAAGGACAUCCAUUUUCAAGGCUACUUUAUUAAGAAGGGAACAACUGUGUUUCCACUUCUAACUUCUGUCCUCCAUGAUCCCAAUGAGUGGGAGAAGCCAGAUACCUUUUAUCCGAAGCACUUCCUGGACAAAGAUGGGAAGUUUGUAAAGCGGGAUGCCUUUAUUCCAUUUUCUGCAGGUCGUAGGAUUUGUCUUGGAGAAAGUCUGGCCAGGAUGGAGGUCUUCAUGUUCUUCACCACCCUCCUGCAGCAUUUCCGUUUCACUCCGCCACCUGGAGUUUCAGAAGAGGAACUGUGUCUGACUCCAUGUGGAGGCAUAACUCUCAGCCCUUUGCCUCAUAAACUCUGUGCUGUUUCAUGCUCAGAAUAGGAAGCAUCACAAUUACAAAUCCAUUUUUAAUGGUCUCAGUUUAAGAAAUUAGAAAAUUACUUUGUUGAGCGGCUUUAGAUUUAAAGUGCUUCCUAGCCAUACUGUAGAUCACCUUUUGCUGUCUGUUGUUAUUUUUGCAACAAAUAAAGAUUACAAUUUAGUGGA
This is a messenger RNA of Oryzias melastigma (Indian medaka), 1774 nucleotides long. RefSeq names its product cytochrome P450 2K4. Lineage: Eukaryota; Metazoa; Chordata; Actinopteri; Beloniformes; Adrianichthyidae. Gene Ontology annotation, molecular function: heme binding; iron ion binding; oxidoreductase activity, acting on paired donors, with incorporation or reduction of molecular oxygen, reduced flavin or flavoprotein as one donor, and incorporation of one atom of oxygen. The record is from RefSeq and is a predicted model, not a curated record. The transcript is spliced from 9 exons. The coding region runs from base 92 to 1609 and encodes 505 amino acids. Gene Ontology annotation, cellular component: cytoplasm; intracellular membrane-bounded organelle. Gene Ontology annotation, biological process: xenobiotic metabolic process.